AUGGCCAUCCUCAACUUCACCCUCAGCGAAGAUGGCGUCGCUGCCCUCCGUGAUGUCCUGACCUGCAUGAACAAGUUCAGCGACGACGUCUCCCUCGAGGCCAAGAAAGACAAGUUGAUUCUCACGGCGCUCAACCAAUCCAAAUCGGCAUACUCCUGCUUCACCUUCGCGACGAACCGCUUCUGCUCCCGCUACCAAUUCGAGGGCAGCGCGCAGUACCGGGAAAAGUUCUACUGCACGCUCCACAUACGUUCUCUUGCCUCCAUCUUCCGCAGCCGCGUCGGUGGCGAUCAGCAGCGUGACCGUGAGAAAGAGAGCACAAUCGACCGCUGUGACGUCGCUAUCGAGGACGGCCCAGGCGUCAAGAGUCGGCUGAUCGUGAAACUCGUCUUCCGGAAUGGUGUCACUUCCACACACCGACUGCCUUUUGAGGUCUCGGUGCCAGUUCACGCAAAGUUCGAUCGUGACGAGGCGCUCCACCACUGGACUAUCCCUUCAAGGACACUGAGGCAGCUGAUGGAGCACUUUGGCCCUGGCGUUGAGCUGCUGGACAUCAAUUCAGACGGCGAGCACGUCAACUUCACAUGCUUCACGGAGAAGACGACGAAUGGAGAUGAGGUCCUCAAGAAACCGCUGCAUACAUCAAUCGCUAUUGAAGUGGACGAGUUCGAAGAUAUAGAAGUCGAAGACAAACUCCGCAUCGUCAUUAGCGUCAAGGAUUUCCGCGCCAUCAUCCAGCACGCUGGCAUCACCGGCAACCACCUCUCCGCCCGCUAUUCCAGCCCCGCCCGCCCGAUCCAAUUCACGUAUCCCGGCGACGGCAUCAGCUGCGAGUUUCUGCUGAUGACGGUUGGCGAGAGAGGAAACCCGGCCCAGAAGACGAAAAAGGGCAAGGCCAAUGCUGCCAACGUCGCCCCGCGACAGCAGCUCGAGGCUGCGUCAAGAAGACAGAGUGCUGCGCCGUCCGAGGUACCGCAGCCUAUCGAGCAGCCGCCCGCCCAGAGCAUGCCGCCGCCUCUGCCCGCGGCAUCUGCUGCCAAAAGUUCCGUUGCGGCGCGCACAUCCUUGUUUGAUUUGCGACCGUCUCAGCGUCCUCCCCCUGCAACCAUGCGUUCGGAGGGCUUGUUCGUGGAUAACGACCAGGAAUGGGAACCCGUUAGAGACGAAGAGGACGAGGAUGCGGAGGAGAGUGCCAGGCUCGAGUGGGAUCACAGCAACCAACCCAAUCCAUCCGCCAUGCACCUGGGCCGGGCCGUUGCCGAAGAGAACGGCGAAUACAAUCCAACACCCGCUAGCAGUGCAGGUUUGGAGCCGACACAGCGUCUUUCCGAUGUCAGACGCCUCGGAUUGUUUUACCAAGGUCCAUGA
Molecule: messenger RNA, 1368 nt
Organism: Colletotrichum higginsianum IMI 349063
Lineage: Eukaryota; Fungi; Ascomycota; Sordariomycetes; Glomerellales; Glomerellaceae
Product: DNA repair protein rad9
Exons: 6
Coding region: 1-1368 (455 amino acids)
Biological process (GO): DNA replication checkpoint signaling; mitotic intra-S DNA damage checkpoint signaling; DNA repair
Cellular component (GO): checkpoint clamp complex
Source: RefSeq, a predicted model, not a curated record